AUGGUCGGCAAGACAGAUAAGAAGCCCCGCGCGGGAGACGUGGACCCGAAUAAAAAGAGGAAGCGUGACGCCAGCGACAAACAACGAAGCUCCGACAUCAAGCGCAACCGCAAGGACGAGAAGCAAACCACGCCCAAGUCGGACAAACGAACAUCGGAUGCCAACGAACUCAAGGGGAAUGCGUUGAAGGUUCUGUCCGAGUUGCAGAACGGCGAGACUGCGAAUACCACCAUAAAAACGAGAGACCAGAGUGAACUGCAGUCUGCGGGCGAGUCCAACGGCUGGAAGAUCUCAUCGCCAUUGGGUGGCAGAAUCGCUGAUAUCGACCCCGUUUUCAGCAGCGAUGCGAAGAACCUCAUUCUCACAUACCACACUUCCAUUCAAGUCUACUCUGUAGCAGACUCUCUCCUCGUCCGACGAAUCCUCCUACCGAUUGCGAAAGACAACAAAGAUGGCCCUGCUGCCUCGGUUCUCACCACUCAUCUCUCGCCCGUGGAACCAGACUUCGUCUGGGUUGGGUGCUCUGAUGGAAGGAUAUGGAAAUUCAACUGGAGACGGGGUAUCAAGCCGGAAGAUACCCUGAUAACAAAGUCUCAUACUGCACUGGACUUCUGCGUUUCCGCGAUCAAGGUCAACGAGGAACUUCACGAUGUUGUCUUUGUGUCGGAGAAAAAGCAAAAUGACGAGGGCACCAUUGUUGCAUACUGCCGCAAGGGCGCUUCCCACCUCGCAUCCCAGAUUCUUUUCAAGACCGUCCGACCGGACCAAGCGAUACAUGUGCUGCGCGCCACGGCUGAUGGAAAAUAUGUGGUCGGUGCCCACUCCGAAGGCCUAGUGGUCGGAACAAUCACUGGGAAGGACCUGGAACUAGAAGGCGACUUCUUCAACUUCGACACAAGUGACAUCAUCUGCACUUUGGAUCUACGGGUCACUAGCCGUCAACAAGGCCUCUCGACACCCAAGAAGCAAACUGUCAAACCCAGCUCAGAGGUUCUCGAUGUCAUUAUUGGAUGUGGCCGAGGCUCUAUCUUCUUGUAUAACGACAUCAUGACGAAGCUGCAGAGCAUGCGCGGUCCCAAGCCCAAGCAAAAAGAGGUUCAGGCCAGGAAGUUUCACUGGCACAGGCGGGCUGUUCGCAGCGUCAAGUGGUCAAGAGAUGUCUCCGGUGGCUCCGAAAACACACUCGUCCUGUGGCAAGUUGAUACUGCCAUCACCACGUAUCUUCCCCAUCUUCCCGGCGCUAUUGAAAACAUCGUUGUGUCACCGAGCGGCGCGCAUUACGCAGUUCACCUUGACGAUAACUCGGCAAUGGUCAUCUCGACCUCUGAAAUGAAGCCGGUCACGUACGUGUCAGGAAUCCAAUCUGCAGCCCGGUACUUCGCACAGCCUAAGGAUACACUGGUGAAGAGGGUGGGAGAGGUCUCAAAAGAAGUCCGCCACCCUAUUCCGGCAGCUCUCAGCCCUCUGGACGCAACGAAGCUGCAUGUUUGUGUGGGCACGGGUCAGCAGGCCAUGAUGUCUGGGUCACAACAGUCAGCACCCAUUCUUCAGUCUUUCGACCUUGAUUCCUUUACCAGUGUUUCCAAGCAAGCAUUAGCAAGGACACAGCCCACGGAUGUAAACAUUACGGCGCAGGGAAAUCCCAUUUCCGAACCGGCUAUCACACACAUUGCCUUUUCCUCGGAUGCGCGAUGGCUGGCAACAGUGGACGACUGGUCGCCGCCUACGGGAGACAUCGACAACAUGUCGCCUGACGCGAAGGAGCACCUUGUGCAAGAGCGUCGUGAAAUCUACCUCAAGUUCUGGUCGGUCUCCGCCGAGGACGAAUCCCUCGCUCUCACUUCACGCAUCAAUUCGCCUCAUUCCACCAGCAGACCUGAGACCGUCCUUGCGCUGGCUGCCGAUCCUGCCGCGCCACGAUUUGCGACCCUGGGAGAUGACGGCCUGGUCCGAAUCUGGCAUUUCAAGACGAGGCAGACUGAUGGCCUGACUUCGAAAGAUACCAAGGGUCAAUCUUUACAGUCUUGGUCUUGCGGCCUUACGGUUGGCAUGGGCAGCCAUGUCGGGGCAGACGUGAUCCCUGCCCCCGAGGGCCACAAGGCAGCCAAACGAAGCGGUAGCAUGAGCUUUUCAGAAGAUGGCUCGUCGCUGUUUGUUGCCUUUGGAAGCCGGGAUGAUGGGACUGUAUACAUCGUCGACACGCACACUGGCGAGACACGUAUGAUGCUGGAGAAUAUGUGGAAGGGCGAUGUCCGUUCACUGCAGGUUCUCUCUCCGUACAUUGUCACCCUGUCCAACGACCUUCGGGUCUAUGAUGUCGUGGCCGACGAACUGCAGUACGGCGUAAAGUUGCCUAAGAGGGAUGCUUCCUCGGUGCCUGCAGCUUUUGCUCAUCUACAAGUCGAUAAGAAGUCCCGCACUUUCGCCAUGGUCGUUCCAUUCACAUACUCUUCCCAGAUUGCGGUCUUCAAGCCGGAGGACCCUCAGCCUCUCUGCAUCGAGACGGUCCCCCACCGCAUUACGAGCUUGGUGUCAUCUGCGAGCUCCUCGGGCUUCGUAGCUCUGGACGAUGCUGCUCAGCUCUGGAGCGUCACUGAGGUUUCGGACCAGUCUGCAAUCUCCCUCGCCAAGCCUCUCGAAGAUCUGCGUCUCGACACGACGGUUGAGGAUGAUGCGAUUAACGGCGACGCCGAUGAGGAUGAUCAGGCCAGCGAGAUCGAUUUUGCUACGGACGGAGACAACAUGGAGCUGGAUGAUGACGAGACACACACCGCGAUCGUGAGCAGGCAGAAGCUCGCCGAGCUGUUUGACGCUGCGCCGGCCUUCGCCAUGCCGUCAAUCGAGGACAUGUUUUACAAGGUCACCGGACUACUGACCACGAAGCCGCUGGCAAGCACUGCUGCUUAG
This is a messenger RNA of Verticillium alfalfae VaMs.102, 2907 nucleotides long. Its product is annotated as sporulation protein. The transcript has 3 exons. Gene Ontology annotation, molecular function: RNA binding; protein binding. Gene Ontology annotation, biological process: positive regulation of rRNA processing; positive regulation of transcription by RNA polymerase I. NCBI's taxonomy places the organism in Eukaryota, Fungi, Ascomycota, Sordariomycetes, Glomerellales, Plectosphaerellaceae. Gene Ontology annotation, cellular component: nucleolus. The record is from RefSeq and is a predicted model, not a curated record. The coding region runs from base 1 to 2907 and encodes 968 amino acids.